Molecule: messenger RNA, 1422 nt
Organism: Dictyostelium discoideum AX4
Lineage: Eukaryota; Evosea; Eumycetozoa; Dictyosteliales; Dictyosteliaceae
Exons: 2
Coding region: 1-1422 (473 amino acids)
Molecular function (GO): oxidoreductase activity; flavin adenine dinucleotide binding; FAD binding
Source: RefSeq, a predicted model, not a curated record
AUGGAAAUAGAAAUUUUUAGAAAAAAAAUUAAAGGAGAAGUCUAUGAAAGAAAUAGCAAAGAAUAUGAAAGUUCUCUUUUGGACAGAUGGAAUCUUGACGCUCUCACAAUAAAUAAACCAAAAUUAAUAGUGAUAGUAAAAAAUGAAAAUGAUAUUAUUAAUUCAAUUAAAUUUUGUAAAGAAAAUAAUAUUGAAAUUGCUAUAAAAAGUGGUGGACAUGGAUUUCAUAGUAAUUGUAAAGGAUUACUUUUAGAUUUAAAUUUAUUAAAAGGUUUAAAGUAUAAUGAUUAUGAAAAAACAGUUACGAUUGAAUCAGGAUGCAGAUUAGGAGAAAUGGAUAAAGAGAAUCAAAAACAUGGUUAUAUUAUACCAUCGGGUAUUGUUUCAGAUACUGGUGUAUUUGGAUUAACAUUAGGUGGUGGUAUUGGUCAUUUAUCAAGAAGUUAUGGUUUAACAUGCGAUAAUUUAUUAGAAGCAAAACUAAUAACAUGUGAUGGUGAAAUUAAAAUUAUAAAUAAAGAAACUGAUUCACAAUUAUUAUGGGCAUUAAAAGGUGCAGGAUCAAAUUUUGGUGUUGUCACAGAGUUGAAAUUUCAAUUACACAAAUUAAAUAAAAUAUUCGUUUUAAAAAGUUUAAUUGGAAUUAAUGAAAAUCAAUCAUCUUCAUCAUCAUCAUCACCACCACCACCACCACCAUCACCAAUAUUUGAAAAAUUGAAGAAAUUAUGUGAAUUUAUAAAAGAAAAUCAAAAAAUUAAUCAGUUUUCAGUUACAAUAAUAAUUAAUUCAAAAGAGUUAAUAGUAUACUCAAUUUAUAAUGGAGAUUAUGGUAAUGAAUAUUUAAAUAAUAUGAAUUGUUUAGUUUUUAAUGAACCAAGAAAAGAAAUUCAACCAGAGGAUUAUACAAUUUUACAACAAUUUUGUGACAAGGAAUUACCACGUUCUAAAAGAUAUUAUAAAAGAGGUAUUUUUAUUAAAGGUGAAUUAGAAUUUGAAUUACUUAAUAAAAUGAUCCAAUCAUUUAAUAAUCAUCCAAUUAAAGAUGGUUUAUCUUAUACGAUAUCACAAUUGGGUGGAGUUUUUAAUAAUCAAAUUUAUAAUAAUAAUUCAUCAUUUUCAUUUAGAAAAUCGUUAUAUCAUAUAUCAUUUUUAACUACACUACCUAUUGAUAAUGAAUAUCAACAAAAUCUAUUUAAUAAUAAUAAUUGUAUUAUUGAAGAUAAACUUAAAAUCAAAGUUUAUGAUUGGACAAACAAAACAUUGGAUUUAUUUUCAAAUUUAAAAAUUGGUGAUUAUUCAAAUAUUAAUGAUACGUUUUUAUCAACAGAUAAUUAUUAUGGUGAAAAUAGUAAAAAAUUAAAAGAAUUAAAAUUAAAAUAUGAUCCAAAUAAUUUUUUUAAUAAUAAUCCAAAUAUUAAUUAA